Schizosaccharomyces japonicus yFS275 is the source of this 907-nucleotide messenger RNA. RefSeq names its product transcriptional coactivator. Lineage: Eukaryota; Fungi; Ascomycota; Schizosaccharomycetes; Schizosaccharomycetales; Schizosaccharomycetaceae. Gene Ontology annotation, biological process: maintenance of translational fidelity; rescue of stalled cytosolic ribosome; GCN2-mediated signaling. Gene Ontology annotation, molecular function: DNA binding; ribosome binding. Gene Ontology annotation, cellular component: nucleus; cytoplasm. The coding region runs from base 129 to 575 and encodes 148 amino acids. The transcript has a single exon. The record is from RefSeq and is a predicted model, not a curated record.
GCGAACGCGUCUGUUCGCCUCUGGAAACAUACCUGUCCUUUACCAAAUACAUUUUAUCUGGUAAACCGUGUAUACCACCUUAAAAAGCAUAUCAUCGACUGACAAGGUCUUUAAUAAACAUCAUAAACAUGUCUGAAUGGGAUUCCGUUACGAAAAUCGGCAAGCGUGCCGGUCCCGGUGCCCGUACCGUUGUUGCUAAGAGCCAAUCUCAGAUCAACGCUGCCCGUCGUGCCGGUGCCGUUGUGGCCACUGAAAAGAAAUAUGCUGUCGGCAACAAGUCUCAGGAUCCUGCUGGUCAACAUUUGACCAAGAUUGACCGUGAAAACGAGGUCAAGCCUCCUAGCACAACUGGCCGUUCUGUUGCUCAAGCCAUUCAAAAGGGAAGACAAGCCAAGGGCUGGGCCCAAAAGGAUCUUGCUCAACGCAUCAACGAGAAGCCCCAAGUCGUGAACGAGUAUGAGAAUGGACGCGCUAUCCCCAAUCAACAAAUUUUGACUAAGAUGGAGCGUGCAUUGGGUGUGAAGCUCCGUGGUCAAAACAUCGGUGCUCCCCUCGGUGGUCCUAAGAAGAAGUAAACUGUUUAGCGAGUGCUUUAUUGCACAAGGUAUUCAGCAUCCUCAGUUAUGAACGCGCGCCGUGAAUGUGACGUUUUUCGUUCUUGGUUCGACAGCAUUCUUUCAUUAGACAUAAUACGCGUCCUGUAAAAGCUCGUCUCAGACUUGUCAUAAGGAAGUGGUUCUCGCCUUUUGGAAAUUCUUGGCGUUCUUUCUUUCAAACGUCUUUUUGUUUCUUUCCUCUCCGCGUUUUUUUAUUUCCAAUUUUUUUUUUCUUUUUUUUUAACAAUCUUACACGAGUGUAGAUAGGCAAUGAGAAUUGUUCAUUCGUUUUGUUAUAUACGGUGUUACGC